AGCUCUGGACGGAGCUCAGGGUCGCGGUCGGCACUCUCACCUGUCAGGAUGUUCAUGCACUUGGAGGUUUUCUAUUACGUUUUCAUUCUCCUGACUCACAUGAGGUCGUACAGUUGCUGGUCAGUGAAUAAUUUCUUGAUGACUGGACCCAAGGCGUACUUAAUCUACUCGAGCAGCGUGGCGGCAGGAGCUCAGAGCGGCAUAGAAGAGUGCAAAUAUCAGUUUGCAUGGGACCGCUGGAACUGCCCCGAGAGAGCUCUGCAGCUGUCAACACAGAGCAGCCUGCGUAGUGCAAAUCGAGAAGCUGCGUUUGUCCACGCCAUCAGCUCGGCUGGGGUGAUGUACACGUUAACCAGGAACUGCAGUCUGGGAGACUUUGACAACUGCGGCUGUGAUGACAGCAGGAAUGGACAACGAGGUGGCCUCGGCUGGCUCUGGGGAGGCUGCAGUGAUAAUGUUGGCUUCGGCGAAGCCAUCUCCAAGCAGUUCGUGGAUGCCUUGGAGACUGGGCAGGACGCUCGGGCAGCCAUGAAUCUCCAUAAUAACGAAGCUGGGCGCAAGGCUGUCAAGGGGACCAUGCAGAGGACGUGCAAGUGCCACGGUGUUUCGGGAAGCUGCACCACUCAGACUUGCUGGCUGCAGCUGCCAGAGUUCAGGGAGGUGGGAAACUACUUGAAGGAAAAGUACCACAGAGCUCUGAAAGUGGAUCUCCUCCGAGGGGCAGGGAACAGCGCGGCCAGCCGUGGAGCCAUCGCCGAGACCUUCAGCUCCAUCUCCCGCAAGGAACUGGUCCACCUGGAAGACUCCCCCGAUUACUGCCUGGAGAACCGCACUCUGGGCCUGCCAGGCACAGAGGGCCGCGAGUGCCUGAAGAAGGGCAAGAACUUGACCAAAUGGGAGAAACGGAGCUGCAAGAGACUGUGUGGAGAGUGCAGUCUGGCUGUGGAAGAGCGCAAAGCUGAGAUGGUCUCCAGCUGCAAUUGUAAGUUCCACUGGUGCUGCGCGGUGAAGUGUGAGCAGUGCAGAAAGACAGUGACCAAAUACUUUUGUGUGAAGAAAGAAAGUCAGAGGGGAAGGAACGAGAGCGCCGCCAGCCGCCGGAAGAACCUCAGACUGAGGAAGAAGCACUAAGCAUCUUCGCCACGUCUCUGCAUGCACAUAUAGCACAUACUGUAUGUUGCAGCUCCUGCAAAUAUCCAGACCAGCAGAUAACUUGUGUUCUGAACAAGGACAUGUUAGACUGUCUACAAUGAGUCUAACUGCAUGGAUGGUUGCUGGCAGGGAUGGGCAACGGAGUCGCAUGAGAUGAGGGGAUGCUCUUUUAUAACUUUGUAGAUUUGUUUUUCUUCUAGCAUAAAUGUAUUUAAGAUAUAUUUUUAUAUAUAUUUUUUUUUUACAACAUUUUGAAAAAAUCACUGGGCAUUGAUGUUUUCUUUCUGACUUUAAAAUACUCAACAACGUAAUUAAUUUAUUCUCAUGUUUAAACAAAAACUUUGGAGAAAAUCUUAUAAGGUGGAUGAAUGAUCUGGCAAUCUGUUGAGUAAAUUAUAUUCUAAAAAAACAAAAACCAAACCCCCAUAAGGUCAUGUCGAUCUUUGCAUACUUUAACUUUAAGAUGUCAAGUUUUUUAAUUAAUUUGACGAUGAAGCAAUAUGACAUUUUUUAGGACAGUUUGCUCUCUUGUUAUCCGGCUCGCUCUGACAUUUCCUUUUCUGAUGUAUUUAAUUGUACAUAAAUUGAAGCACUUUGUGCCGUACAUUGUUAAU
Molecule: messenger RNA, 1766 nt
Organism: Cololabis saira (Pacific saury)
Lineage: Eukaryota; Metazoa; Chordata; Actinopteri; Beloniformes; Belonidae
Gene: wnt8b
Product: wingless-type MMTV integration site family, member 8b
Exons: 6
Coding region: 49-1131 (360 amino acids)
Biological process (GO): multicellular organism development; canonical Wnt signaling pathway; cell fate commitment
Cellular component (GO): extracellular region
Molecular function (GO): frizzled binding; cytokine activity
Source: RefSeq, a predicted model, not a curated record